Molecule: messenger RNA, 2142 nt
Organism: Cyclopterus lumpus (lumpfish)
Lineage: Eukaryota; Metazoa; Chordata; Actinopteri; Perciformes; Cyclopteridae
Product: cytohesin-1-like
Biological process (GO): regulation of ARF protein signal transduction
Molecular function (GO): guanyl-nucleotide exchange factor activity
Source: RefSeq, a predicted model, not a curated record
ACCAGCUGCCUGUCUCUCCAGUCCACAGUUGUCAUUAACUGCCACUCUAACGGUAUCUGACUGAGGAAACACAGCACGUUUCGAGCUAUAAAGUUACUUUAAAGUGAAACAUCUAGCGUCGUUCUUUACACCAGCGUUGACCAACGUCCCAGAUAUGGUGUUAAAGUCGGAAGACGGAGUUGUGCCUGAUGAUCUCAGUCCAGAGGAGAGACAGGAGCUGGAAAGCAUCCGCCGCAGAAAACAGGAGCUACUGCAGGGCAUACAAAGGCUAAAGGAUGAGAUAGCAGAGGUGACCAAUGAGAUUGAACACCUGGGCCUGACUGAAGAGAGGAAAAGCAUGCAGAGGAAUAAACAGAUGGCCAUGGGCCGAAAGAAGUUCAACAUGGACCCCAAGAAGGGGAUUCGCUUCUUGAUUGACAGCUCCCUGCUGAAGAACACCAGCGAUGACAUCGCCCAGUUCUACAAGGGCGAGGGGCUUAAUAAGACCGCUAUCGGCGACUACUUAGGCGAGAGAGAUGACUUCAACAUCGAGGUUCUACACGCCUUCCUGGAGUUACACGAGUUCACAGACUUGCACCUGGUUCAGGCUCUCAGGCAGUUCCUGUGGAGCUUCCGGCUGCCCGGUGAGGCUCAGAUCGACCGCAUGAUGGAGGCGUUCGCCCUGCGAUACUGUCGCUGUAACCACUCUCUGUCUUCUUUUACAGAUACCUGCUAUGUGUUGUCGUUCGCUGUGAUCAUGUUGAACACGAGUCUACACAACCCCAACGUGAAGGACAAACCCUCCGUUCAGAGAUUCACAGCGAUGAACAGAGGCAUCAAUGACGGUGGAGACCUACCAGAGGAGCUGCUCAGAAACCUGUACGAUAGCAUCAAGAACGAACCCUUUAAGAUCCCAGAGGACGACGGAAACGACCUCACACACACCUUCUUCAACCCCGACAGAGAAGGAUGGCUUCUCUCCUCAGGUGGACGGGUUAAGACCUGGAAGAGACGCUGGUUUAUCCUGACAGAUAACUGCCUCUACUACUUUGAAUACACGACUGACAAAGAACCCAGAGGAAUUAUUCCACUGGAAAAUCUGAACAUCAGGGAGGUCGACGACUCCAAGAAACCGAACUGCUUCGAGCUCUUCAUCUCGGCCCACAAAGAUCAGGUGAUCAAAGCCUGCAAGACGGAGGCCGAUGGACGCGUCGUCGAGGGAAACCACACUUUUUACAGGAUCUCCGCCCCGACCGCCGAGGAGAAGGACGAAUGGAUAGACAGCAUCAAAGCCGCCAUCAGCAAAGACCCGUUCUACGAGAUGCUGGCUGCUCGCAAGAAGAAGGUCUCGUCUCUGAAGGGGCUGUAGAGCUGCGGAGGAUUACAUCGACUGGAUGUGGACCCGAUUCCUCCGCUGCAGUGACGCUUGGAUUCAGCUCUUAAAGAAGCUCUUCCUUUGUCUUUUUUGAACCGUCGGUACCGACGGCUCGUUCUCUCUGCAGGAUUGCCCUCCCGUUUACAGUUUAAUUUCCCACCUCGAGAUGAAAUGAUUCAGUCGUAGAUCUUUUUAUUUUAUUUUGUAUGCUCUUUUUGAACUCUACUUCUGCAGCGUCGAAGCUGUUCCCUCUGGUUAGCACUCUUACAGUCUGCUGUCCGGUUCCCCUCAGCCAGGCGGUUCGGUCUCUACAGCUCCUCAAACAGGAGAUGCUGUCAGUCAGAAUUUAUUUUAUUCAUGGUUGAACACGAGGUGAUGGGAAAAAAAGACUGACUGUUUGAUAACCUUUCUACACCUUUUUUUUUUUUUUUGAAAGACCCAUUACAUAACAGGAGGAGGAAGAUGGGAACAGCUAAUGAUGAAUCGCAUGGUACAUUAAUGGGAUUCAGAAAACACAGAAAAUAUCAGCUGGAAAACAAGUUUCAUCCUGGACGCUGGACUUUUUUGUUGUAUUGUCUGAUUUAAAAAAAACCCAAAAAAAACUAUUUUCUAAGCCUGUUUUCUUACUGCUGUUGGUCUUUUGUCAAAGCACUGUUAAUGAAAAUGAAGGUGAUGCAUAAAUAGCUAAGUAUUUAUUUCCAGAUUUCUUGUAAUUUAUUGUUUUGAGUUGUCUCAUUAAAGUUUGCAAACCAACAUUUAACUCCGAAAUAAAAGUCAAUGAAGACAAA